Molecule: messenger RNA, 12571 nt
Organism: Triplophysa rosa
Lineage: Eukaryota; Metazoa; Chordata; Actinopteri; Cypriniformes; Nemacheilidae
Gene: chd6
Product: chromodomain helicase DNA binding protein 6
Exons: 39
Molecular function (GO): ATP binding; protein binding; ATP-dependent chromatin remodeler activity
Source: RefSeq, a predicted model, not a curated record
UAUUUAAACUUUUUAUUUUUAACGCGUCUCGCGCAGAGCCGCAGGGAGCGGGCGGCGCGCGGACGCGUCAAAGUCUCGCAUCCCUUCAUGAAUGAACCGCUCUCGCGCGUUAGGAUUAAAGAAAUCGCGCUGAGUUUUUUCCCCGACUCCCACCCCCUCUAAUUUUUUAUGCAUUUUUCUAAACUGUCAUGGCGUUUAGUGUCCUUGGAAAUAAACGCGGAGACGUGAACGCGUAGGUUUUCGCGCUAGCUGAUGUCCGGAGCCGGUGUGUCCAGUUCAAAUAGUUGCAUAGGUAGACUGACACCUGUCUCGUCUCAGAGAAUGGGACGCAGACACAAAGUUCAAGAAAAAAUGAAAAUACAAAAGAAGGACAAGCAGAUGUCUGCCACCCACGUACUAAAGCACACUCCAUCCGCUGCCGCCUCGCAUGCCUCUGACCAAAACGCACAAACUACAUUUCCCAUCGGCCACUUUGGCAAAGAGCAGUUACGAAUCAUCGGCGGGCCCCCCAAUCACUGCAUGGCUCAGCCAAAGCACUCUGGGUUACGGCAGGUGGGGCCCGCAGCCGCCGACCAGAGUCUCCGCCUGACGCCCUCGCCAAUCAACAGCGAGGAGGACGAUGGAGGGGGCGGGGCCAGAGUGAAGAAGAAACGUAGGAAAAAAGAUAAGAAAGUGCUGGAGUGGCCGCAAGAUGGACACGGCGACGUUAAACCAAAGAGGAAGGAGCAAAAAGAAGGGAAGGAGCGUCUUCCGAGAAAGUCGAAGGCGGCGAAGGAGCAAAAGGAUCACAAGAAGAGGGAGGUGAAAGUUCAAAAGGAGGUCAGAAAGGGCAAGAAAGGGCAAGAUGCGAAAGUGAAAGAGCAGGCCAAGAACGCUGCAACACAUCCACCCUCAAAAAGAGGGAGGAAGCCAAAAGAGCAGGGUGCCAUGCCACCAGAGAAGAAGAAGAAGGGCAAGAGGAAAAGUGAUGCUCUGCUGGAGGCGGUGGAGAGCGACGACACGGCUUCCCUCAGCACGCUGGCCACGGGAGGCGAGGAAAGCAUUGACCCUAUGGACACUAAGAGGCGUUCAGGGCGUCAGGUGAAGCGUCGGAAGUAUAAUGAAGAUCUUGAUUUCAAGGUCGUGGAUGAUGAUGGGGAGACCAUUGCUGUUUUGGGCACGGGCCGAAUUCCUGCCCUGUCUUCUACCCUUGCCUGGCAGGCUGAGGAACCCCCUGAAGAUGAAGCCAACAUCAUUGAAAAGAUACUCGCAGUACGAACAGUCAAGAAAGAGAUGUCUCCAGAUGAAGAACCAGAAAGCUUGGAGAAAUUUUAUGUGAAGUACAGAAAUUUCUCCUAUCUGCACUGUAAAUGGGCGACCUUGGAAGAGUUGGAGAAGGACCCACGCAUUCACCAAAAAAUCAAGCGUUAUAGGAACAAGCAGGCACAAAUGAAGCACAUUUUCACAGAGCCGGAUGAAGACAUCUUUAAUCCGGACUACAUCGAGGUUGAUCGAGUUUUAGAGAUCGCUAUCACUACAGACACAGAAACAGGAGAGGAAGUUACACACUACCUGGUCAAAUGGUGCUCUCUGCCAUAUGAGGAGAGCACUUGGGAGCUACAGGAAGAUGUUGAUCCCGUGAAAAUCAAAGAGUUUGAAGACCUCAAGGAAAUACCAGAAAUCAAACACGUGGAAAGACCUCUACCAGAACAAUGGCAGAAACUGGAGAGAUCUCGAGACUACAUAAAUGGGAAAGAGCUUAGAGAAUAUCAGUUAGAGGGAAUGAACUGGCUGCUCUUCAACUGGUACAACAGGAAAAACUGUAUCCUGGCUGACGAAAUGGGCCUGGGGAAGACCAUCCAGUCCAUCACGUUCCUGUACGAGAUCUUCUUCAUGGGUUUGAGAGGACCAUUCCUCAUCAUCGCCCCUCUCUCCACCAUCACCAACUGGGAGAGAGAGUUUCGUACAUGGACCAUGAUGAACGUCAUUGUCUAUCACGGCAGUCAGAUCAGCCGGCAGAUGAUCCAUCAGUAUGAGAUGUACCAUCGAGACGAUCAGGGAAAUGUAGUAACCGGGCAGUUUAAGUUUCAUGGGAUAAUCACUACAUUCGAAAUGAUCAUGGCGGACUGUCCAGAGCUGAAGAAGAUUAACUGGCGCUGUGUGGUGAUCGACGAGGCUCAUCGACUUAAAAACCGCAACUGUAAACUGCUGGAGGGUCUCAAGCUCAUGAACCUGGAACAUAAAGUUCUUCUCACAGGAACUCCUUUGCAGAACUCAGUUGAGGAACUUUUCAGUCUCCUCAACUUCCUCGAACCCUUACAGUUCCCGUCUGAGACCACUUUCCUGGAGGAGUUUGGAGACCUGAAAACUGAGGAGCAGGUAAAGAAACUUCAGGCCAUUCUGAAGCCCAUGAUGUUGAGGAGACUAAAGGAUGAUGUCGAGAAGAAUCUUGCCCCCAAAGAGGAGACAAUCAUCGAGGUGGAGCUCACGAACAUUCAGAAGAAAUACUACAGGGCCAUUCUGGAGAAAAACUUCACCUUUCUUGCCAAGGGAGCAAACCAGCACAACAUGCCCAACCUCAUUAACACAAUGAUGGAGCUUCGCAAGUGUUGUAAUCACCCGUACCUCAUCACAGGUGCCGAGGAAAAGAUUCUAGAGAGCUUCAGGAAGACGUACAGUCCUGACGCCUUGGAUUUCCAGCUUCAGGCUAUGAUCCAGGCUGCCGGUAAACUAGUGCUCAUAGACAAGCUGCUGCCCAAACUUCUAGCUGGAGGACAUAAAGUGCUGGUGUUUUCACAGAUGGUCAGAUGUCUGGAUAUACUGGAAGACUACCUCAUCCAGAGGAGGUACACGUACGAGCGUAUAGAUGGCAGGGUUCGAGGGAAUCUACGGCAGGCUGCCAUCGAUCGCUUCAGUAAGGUGGACUCGGACCGUUUCGUGUUCCUCCUGUGCACACGAGCGGGAGGGCUGGGCAUCAACCUCACCGCAGCUGACACCUGCAUCAUAUUCGACUCGGACUGGAACCCGCAGAACGACUUGCAGGCUCAAGCUCGUUGCCACCGGAUCGGUCAAAGCAAAGCAGUGAAGGUUUAUCGCCUUAUCACGCGGAACUCGUAUGAGAGGGAAAUGUUCGACAAAGCCAGUCUCAAACUGGGAUUGGACAAGGCUGUUCUACAGGACAUAAACCGCAAGGGAAGUCUCAACGGGGUUCAACAACUGUCUAAGAUGGAGGUGGAAGAUCUCCUCAGGAAGGGAGCGUACGGAGCGCUCAUGGAUGAAGAAGACGAGGGCUCUAAAUUUUGUGAGGAGGACAUCGAUCAGAUCCUGCAAAGACGCACCCAGACCAUUAAAAUCCAGUCUGAGGGAAAGGGAUCCACGUUUGCCAAGGCCAGCUUUGUUUCUUCAGGGAACCGUACGGACAUCUCUCUGGACGAUCCAAACUUCUGGCAGAAAUGGGCUAAAAUCGCUGAGCUGGAAAUCGACUCCAAAGCUGAAAAGGAGAGUUUGGUGAUCGACACGCCUCGCGUACGGAAGCAGACGCGUCACUAUAAUUCGUUCGAGGAUGACGAGCUGAUGGAAUUCUCUGAACUCGACAGCGACUCGGAAGAACGCCCCUGUCGUUCGAGAAGGCUCAGUGACCGCAGCAGACGCUACCUCCGUGCAGAGUGCUUCAGAGUGGAGAAGAACCUGCUCAUUUUCGGGUGGGGUAGAUGGAAUGAAAUUCUCAAUCAUGGCCGAUUUAAAUGGCAUCUAACGGAGAGAGACAUGGAGAUCCUGUGCAGGGCUCUGCUGGUCUACUGUGUUCGACAUUAUAAAGGAGACGAUAAAAUCAAGAGCUUCAUCUGGGACCUGAUCACGCCCACUAAAGACGGACACAACCAAGCACUCCAAAACCACUCCGGUCUGUCAGCUCCUGUCCCACGGGGUCGUAAAGGCAAGAAGCUGAAGAACCAGUUGAGUCCACCUGAGCUGAAGAAUGCAGACUGGCUGGUCCACUGUAACCCUGAGGUGGUUCUUCAGGACGACAGCUACAAGAAGCACCUCAAGCAACAUUGCAACAAAGUUUUGCUGAGGGUGCGAAUGCUGUACUAUCUGAAGGUGGAAGUUCUGGGGGAUGCUGCGGCUCAAGCUCUUGAAGGAAUCCCAGCUAGUAAACUGGAGGUCACUCUGCCUGAUAUCGACUACAUUGAGAUCCCUACUAUAUGGUGGGAUGCUGAGGCUGAUAAAUCACUGCUCAUUGGGGUACACAAACAUGGGUACGAGCGGUAUAAUGCCAUGCGUGCGGACCCUGCGCUGUGUUUCCUGGAGCGGGUGGGCAUGCCUGACGUCACGGCGUUGACAGUAGAACAAGGUGAAGCAGAAGCAGUUGCAGAUACUCCUGACAGUAUCAGCAAGAAUGAUGAAGUGAAGGAGGAGACAGAAUCUAAGUCUGAGGAGUUAGAAGAGAAGGGAGACAUCAAGGAGGAGCCCAUGUUAGAGGAAAUCGGGAAAAAUGACAGUACGGUGAUGGCAUCACUUCAAGGAGAUCUCAUUGCAGAAGUGAUUGAGCAGGGACGGAUACACUGGCCGGCAGGCUCGUCUCUUACUGCGAGAUUACGACGACUCAUUACUGCCUAUCAACGAUACACACGGCGAGAGCCGCUUCGUCCUGAUUUCCUCCUGCACGAGGGAAUUGCACCUGUGGCUUGGCAUAUUGGAGAUUUUAGGCACUGCACAACUGAGCCGGAUCCGCUUUUUCUGGAGUGGCAACGGAGGUGGACACGCCGCGAGCAGGCGGACUUCUAUCGCACCGUGUCAUCGUUUGGGGUAGCUUUUGACCCUGAAAAGAAGACUUUUGACUGGAACCAGUUCCGUGCCCUUGCUCGCUUGGAGAGGAAAACGGAUGAAAGUUUGGAGAGAUAUUUCUACAGCUUCGUCUCAAUGUGUCGCACUGCUUGUAGACUUCCACCCAGAAAAGAUGAAUGCUCUGUUGACCCUACGCUCUUUGUGGAACCCAUUACAGAGGAGCGAGCUGCCCGAACGUUAUACCGUAUCGAACUUUUGAGGAAGGUCCGUGAGCAAGUAUUGCGCCACCCGCUUUUGGGGGCACGACUGCAGCUUUGUCGUCCCAGCCUCUAUUUGCCUGUUUGGUGGGAGUGUGGCAAACACGAUCGUGAUCUUCUCAUUGGUGUUGCUAAACACGGCUUGAGCCGAACGGACUUCUACAUCUUAAAUGACCCUCAGCUAUCCUUCCUGGAGGCCCACCGAAACUAUGUUCACAAAGAAAACCACAGAUAUCCUGCGCCGGGUUUGUCCCAUCUCCAUUGCUGCUUAUACGAUGCCAACCAUGGCCAUUGUCAGUCCCCACAACCUCCGGAGUACCGCGCCGCAACCUCACACCACACACAAACCCAUCAACUCAUUCAUACUCCCGGCCAUCACCAGCCCACAGAAGUUGUGGCGUCAGAGACUGGAAGCAUCAGCAUGGGUACGGGAAGCAGGGAAGUAUUUUUGGACUGUCCUCCGUUGGAUGAUUCGCUAGAGUUGGGGUCUUUACAACAUGACAGCUUGACAUCAGAUCAGCUACAUAGUAAGUCCGGUAAAGAGGCCUUUAAUGGAUUCCCCUUCAAUUCUGCAACUGGUGGGCAGAAUAUGCUAAACUCAUACGGUGUUCAAGGAGAACUAAAUGGCACUCAAGGAGAUAUAGCGGACACCAUAGCUGGGAAGCUUCGUAGCGACGUUUUGGUCGGAGAGCAAGGGUCCUCGGAGGAGACCGGCUUAAUGGCUCCUUCUGUGGAACUGGAUGAACUUCAGACUCCAUGGGAAAGCUCGGACCACGCCGAAACCUCCGACAUGUUCAACGAGACCGAUCCCAUUCUGGGAGCACCAGCAUUAGAAACAGGAUUUCUGGAUGCUGCUCAGCCAGAAGACGGUCGGGAAGGUGAUGAAGCUCUAACCGACUGUUUGAGCAUGCCUAGUUCAGACUCCCAGAGUAACCCCGUAGAGCCGCUAGCACCAAGCUUCAUGUUGUUUAAAGACCUUAAUGUAGGAGAGACUUCUGUGGAUCAGACGGAUCUGUCUGCAAGUCUUCCAGAAUACGUACCGCCGACACCUCUCGGACUCCCGGAGGUAAGUCUUGACCAGGCCGACCCCUUAAGUGAGGAGCAAGAGGAGAAGCUUAGUGAUUCCAACAUCACACAGAGCAUUCCCAGUCCAGGAGAUGGAGCGGAAAGCAUAGGGUUCCAUUUUGAGAAAGAAGAACUUUCCCUGGAUAGUGACAGUCUGGCUACAGCCGUUCCGAGGAUGAAGGACGCCGAUGAAAUCGACAAGAUGCCUUCAUUAGAGUCAUCAAGAGAAAACUGCCUUGAGGAAUCACAAAAAAUGGACUGCAAGGUUUCAUUUGAGGAUUCUUGUGAAGCGCCCUUGGAUGAAUCGUAUGAAAAGGCGAUAACAGAGCCGGGAAAAGUGCCUUUGCAGGAGUCGUACGAUUUGACAUGUGACGAGACCCUGCAGGAACCUUGUGAAGGGUAUCAGCAAGACUCGACAGAGGGACAAAUGCUUGAAGAACCCUGUAAAGAACCGUCAACAGAGGAAUGAAAUCUUACAAACACUACUCUCUCAACAGAUUACCCAUUGACCUCUUCACUUCCGUCAUCUCCAGCUAUUUUACCUGACACCUCGGUAUCUCCUGACCUUGAGGCUGAUCCCAACAUCAGACAAGAGUUCCUCAUGGAUCCAGUGGUGUCAGAUGUAAAACCUGAGCCAGACAGCACUACACAGACGCCUCAGCUUGAGCAGACUGAAGUUCUGGAGGUGAAGGAUAAACUGAAGGAUGAAGAUACAAAGACAUCAGCAUUAUUAGAUGUCGAAGCCCCACGUUUUUCAUUACCCAUGUGUGAGAUGGAAAACAGCGUCCAUGAAAUAAGAGAACCAACCAUUGCUCAGCUUCUACAGGAGAAAGCCCUCUUCUCCUUUUCUGAGUGGCCGAAGGACAGAGUUAUCAUCAACCGUAUUGACAGUGUCUGCCACACUAUAUUAAAGGGAAAGUGGCCUUCCUCCAGUCAGCAGUACGAGUCUCCCAGCUCACUCGCCAACACUUGCAUGCCCAGCAGUACCCAUCAGAGGGCAGGAUUCCUGCCCACCAGAAUGACUCAGAGCCUAAACUUUAAUCUUCCUCACACUGUACAACAUUUACCCAAGGAGCGGUUGGUGGCUCCUGUUUUCCUCUCCGAACUGAAACGUCCCAGACACGGAUUCGAAUUCGAGGCAGAGGUUCUCGCCAAACCGAGCAAUCUUGGAGAAAAGAUCCAGGCUGGAUCUCACCGUGCUAACGCUCUUCUCCUUAACGGCUGGCAGGAUGCGGCCAUUGACCUCUCCAAGCAGACAGAGCUAACGGUUGGUGGAGAAAGUGGGCCGAUCGGUCACAUGAGCCACACUGUCCAAUCAGCACCUCAUAAAAUAACUGGGAUAGGCUCCAUACAAGGCUCGCUGGGAUUGGAUAUGGCGGGCAUUUUGCAGGCUGGCCUAAUUCACCCGGUUACAGGGCAGAUCGUCAACGGCAGCCUUCGCCGCGAUGACGCCAUGUUUAGGAGGAGGAGAGGACGGAGAAGAAACGUGGAGGCCACUGACUUGAACUUCUUGAAGAGCCGAGUCGUGAACUUACCAGAACAACAGAGCGGAUCAGAGAAUAUCAGCCAUCCUGUUGUGUCGUCUACAUCCUCCCAGUCAGAAUGUCCCUCAGCCUCUCCGGCUACAAUUCCUGGCCCCCCAUCAGCACCCCCUCCAACUGCUCCUCCAGCAGAGGCCCUGAACGUCACCGUGGAAAGGGAAGCUGCCAACAAAGGCCUAAUGGAAUGGCUCAGACAGAAUCCCAGCUACAACAUGGAGCUUCCCACUUUCCCAUCGUCUCAGAGCGCAAGCAUGUUGCAUAGUUUCUUGGAUCGUCCAAAGCAGAGAAGGCAUCGCUGCAAAGACCCCACCAAACUUGAUAUCAACUCCCUAACCGGAGAGGAGAGGGUCCCUGUCGUGCACAGAAGCACAGGGCGCAGGCUUGGGGGCGCUAUGGCUCCAGCCAUUAAGGAGCUUUCCAGAUGGCUGGAUGCAAACUCUGAGUAUUGCGUGGCACCUGAUUGGGCGGAUGUGGUAAAGCACUCUGGCUUUCUCCCUGAAGGCAAAUUCACUCGCAUCCUCUCUGGGCCCGUGUGCCGGGAACCAGGUCCACGAAGAAGAGGCAGGCGACCCCGCUGCGAGAUGCCCAAAGCCCCCGAGCUCCCCGCUGGAAUGGCUCCGCUCUUCAUGAACGGUGGUCUCAUUGGAAGCAUGGACCUGGUUAGCUUACCCAAUCUCCACAAUGUCCCGGGCAUCCCAUUAACGGGGAUCAUGGGCUUUCCUCACGGUUUUGCUACCGCUGUAGCGUCAGGAGACGAUGGGAAGAAUGGACUCGGCAUGCUACCCAUGAUGCUCCACGGCAUGACUGCCGUGCAACCGCCCAUGUAUAGCGCACACAUGAGUGGGAUGAUGACUCAGCCGCUGUCCACGGCAACCUCAACGGUUUCCACAGCGACCGCAUCAUCUGCCGCUGCAAGCGGGACUUCUACGAACUCCACCACCGUUACCUCAACCUCCAGCUCAGCGGAUAGUUCGGACGCCACGCCGCAGCCUGACAAAGCAGGCUCUCCGAUGACCACGGAGAAGGGGAAUAAGGAAGAGACCAAGCAAGGAGGGGAAGAGAGGAAAAUAACGCCCGCUACGGUUUCUACAGGUGCAGCCACCAGCAGUUCUAGUAGUAGUAUCACAAGCAGCGGCAGCCAUUUGACCUUUAACCCCUUCCUAAUCCCGGGAAUGUCCCAUAGCUUGCUGUAUCCGCACAUGUUCUUGCCACCCGGCAGUAUCAUGGCGCUGCCCGCUAUGCCCGCCGCAGACAGCACGGGUAGCCCCAAGAGAAAGAGGAAGAGAGUGGUGGAAGUAAGUGGGAAUGUUGUCGUUCAAGUCGAUGGCUUGGAAGUCAAGGGGCUUAAAGAAGAACAGACAACAGAACGAAAGCAUCAAGAGUGCGAGAUGGAAUACGAUAGGCCUGAUGUAGAUUUAGCUCAGGUCAAUGAUCCUUCUGACCCUAAAAAUGAUCCGUCUGAGGAGAAAAGUACUAAAAAAGAGAUGGCGGAGAAGGGAGAGAUCGCUGGGGAGGCCUGCGGUUCACGUGAUGGUGAAGACUAGAAUCCACCUCACAGUACUUUUGUGUCGUGUCAGUAAAGGUUUGUGUAUAGAAAUUUGAUUAUCAACAUGUUGUUUAUAGAUCUGCCCAGUCAUACUUGUAAUUUCACUGACAUCCACUAUACCUUUGGGUGUAUGCUAAAAAAUAGACAUUUCAAGCAUGAAAGCCCUCAAAGGUCUCGGUCUUACAAAGGGACGACAUCAUCUUGGUGUUUCAGUGUUCCUUUUGCAUCAUGGUAAUGGAUACUCGAAAAUUUCCCUCUGUUUAUGGAGAAAGCACCUGGAGAUGACCCCGUUUUUUUCCUUUCCAAUCAGGUGUUAUCGCUAAUAUCUUUUCCAGAUCCUCAGAAAGCCUUCAAAUGCUAUUAUUAUGAAAAAAUAGAGCCCACUUUCACAUAGAAUCGGUGUUUGAAAUAUCACAGACAAGGCACGCACGUAUAGUUACGCAAGACCUAGAUUAGUUUCUCAAAAAAAUGUAAAGCAUACGCACACCCCCAUAGAUCGAUCUGCAUCUGAUACGUUUUUGGCGGACCACAGUAUUUUGUUUUUAGUUGCUUGCUGCUACGUAUUCAUUAUAGUGAAUCAAAGCGAAAGAUUUCACCCGAAUCUUAACAAAGCUAUAGAUGGCGUGAGUGCAAUGGAAACUCAAAAAGCAAGGCUUGAUAUUUAUAGCAAAGAACAAUCCUGAGAUUGAUUUAUUUUGUUUCGUUUUGUCUUUUUUUGUUCCACAGUGUCACUUUGAUAAGAUGCCCACGUUGGGAGAUGUCUAACCGUUGUCGAGUUUAGGAUGCUGAGGGCAAUGUGUUGUACAUGCUGUACAUGAGGGUGUAAAGGCAGAUGGAAAAGCAAGUGAAUGAAAAUAACUUUACCCCCCCCCCCAAAAUAUGGAGUUCUUCAUUUAUCUGUAAAGCCCCGCGUAGGUUGAUGGGGUCAACAGGAAGAUCUCCGUUAUGAGUGUCAUUGCUCUCUGUGCAUUUGAAAAUACUGUAGAGUAAAACCUACCAGGACUUUUGGAAACAUGUAAAUCUAUCUUGCUGUAUAUUGCUGUUACUUUUGUUUACAAGCACACAAUGUUCUUUUUUUCCUCGCCAGUAUGCCACAUUUUGGGGGAAACUGUAGUAAAAAAGGUUUAGCACUAUGGUUUCUUUUAUUUGAAAUCUUUUACACUAGUUGAUAACCAGAGGUAAUCCUUUUUCUCCCCCCAAACUCUACAGGGUCUCUAUUAUGUGGGAGUAUUAAUUUUCCAACUUCUCAUACUAAUCACUUUUUUUUCAGUUUUCUGAUGUGAAAACAUUUUUGCACAGUCCUUUCGGUGAAUGUUUACCUGUAAUUGUGUUCCGUCAGUUUGUUUUUCGUGUUUGUGUGGACGCAUGCGCACGCUUGCACACGUCAUUUCCUGUACAUUUUGAUCUGUGUAAACCUGUACUGUAUAUUUCCCGUCUGAAAAUCAUGGUCACCCUUGAAACAACAUGCUGUCGUUGCCUUGUCACUCCACGUGACACCAUGUAAUUUAUUUUGCUUUUUUUACUCUUUGCCAAAUUCACCAAAUACUACAUUUUUUUUUUUUUCUCACAUCUUUUUUAUUGUGUUACAUCUGCAAUGCCUUAUUUAGCAUUUAUAUAUGGAUGUUUGUUACAUCUUUAUGUUGGAAAAUAUGUAUCUUGUGUACAGUGUCAGCGUUUUGGGAAGCAGUCUCGGUCAUGCUAGUUUCAAUGCGAACGCUCUGGUUGUACAGCCAUUGGCCUCUGGGAAGUGGCAUCUGGUGCAGUUCUUUUAAAACUUCAAAUAGAUACACGGUGGUACAUGUGACAUUGCAAGGUCGGUUUCUCUUCUGUGGUUUUGGUCAAUCGUGCCGACUUAUUCUAAACAGCAUUGGAAAGCACAAAGUCUGUUGCAUUUCUAAAGGUUGAAAAUGGAUCUUUCUGGAUAGUCUCUACAUUGCAUUUUCAACAACAUCUGGUAAACAAAAUCCUGUAGACCUUAGAUUUGUAAACGAUUACAUUUCCCUCGCUUAUGAUGUUUCGAUAAGCUCAUAACUCCAUUAAAACACUUCGGCAGAUGCACAGCCAGUACAUGUACAGCUAGAGAGGUCAGACUGUUAGGCUGAGAAUGCUACGUUUCUGGUUGUAAGUGUAUUGAUUUUAUAAGAUGUGCUGUCUGUUGGUAAUGUAUAGUUUGAAAAUGCAACAAUCUUGUUGGGAAAUCAAAAAACACUCCCGCGUAUUGAAUUGACCUGGUUUUCAAAACAAACAAAAAUGGUGCAGUAUUUAGGCUCAUUUGAUAUUAAAAUAAUAUUUAUUCAAUUUCUGUAUUAAAACGCUCCAAAUAACCUUUUUUUUCAAGAUACAAGUAUUUGGUCAUUUAUAAAAGUUUUAAUAUUCCCUGUAUUUAUUGUGUUUUCCCGUCUUAAUGUCGUCUCCCUGUGUAUUGCAACAUGUACAUAAAUUUGCUGUCUCCAGGUUUUGGAUGUUUUCCUACUAUGGAAUGUCUACACUGAUCCAUUGUUACCUUUCAUGCAAUCUGAAAUGUUUCGAAAACGGAAACAGGGACUGUAUCUGUGUGUAUAAAUAUCUGGGUACAGUGUGGCACUUGUGUAUGUCUCUGGAUAAUUGCUCCAAAAACGCUUAGUAUGAGUACCAAGUACUUUACUGUCCCACCUUUCAUGGAUUUUUUAAAAGGUAUUCAUUGUUGCAGCUUUAAACAGCAAAUUUCUGUAACAGAAACAACAGAAUUGGACAUUUUGAUACCAUAUGCCAGUGUUAUAAUGGCCGGGAUUAAUCUAACCCAACAUCCAGUGCUUUCAAUAUGCACGCAGUAGGAGACUAAACUGAUUUUGCUUUGCCACUAUGUCUGUGUUUGCAUCCCUGGACCUGCUAUAAUACGUUCCAAUCACAGCACCCAAAGCAGUUCCCACACUUAAAAAAAGUAAUGGAACGCAGGCUACUAUGGCGUGUUUCUUAUACCAGAGCUGCAAUGCCAGACCAAUAAAAGUUGGGUCCAUACUUUUCAAGACAUGUUAGAGCAUCGAGACAUGUUAGAGCAUUGUAUCGAGCCUGUUGGAAAGUUCCGUUACCUAAGCACCUGUUAAAUCAAGUUGAAUGAAUUUGACAAAACUAAUAAUGGUCAGUGUUCAGGACAGGAAAGCACUAACAUAGUUACAUUCAAGUGCACUAUAUAUUUGGGAUGAUUACGAGACACAAGACGUAAAAAGUGAACUUAUACUCUUGGUAUGAAAUCAGCAUAAAUGCUGAGAGUGUUUUAUUUUAUUUGUAUUUUAUUUUGGGGAUAUCUUGUUUUUAUUCAUUUCCAAUUGCUCCUGUACACCAAUGUGGACCAACAAUAUAUUUCAAACCAUGGUAUGUGAUCUUUUAUUGUGCAAUAAAAGAUGACUUUCAACUUUCAA